Darwinula stevensoni is the source of this 789-nucleotide messenger RNA. Lineage: Eukaryota; Metazoa; Arthropoda; Ostracoda; Podocopida; Darwinulidae. The record is from the annotation of a GenBank genome assembly.
AUGACUCACGACCUGACCACGAGACUCAUCUACGGAGCGAUCUCUGCUAUUGGGAAUGUGAAUGUCCAUCCUGAUGGCGCGGUGCUUCCUGCAGGUGUUCCCGUCUGCAAGUUGGCCAUCGAAUCAUGGCAUGUAGGAACUCUCCCAUGGUUCUCAGCCACAAGCACCCUGGGAUUACUCGGCGGUGGAGUACAAAUAGGCGGAUCCAGAAGGACGACACCAUCAUCCACAUCUGAUGUGCAGCUCAUACUGGAUAAGUCAUUCCGAGAUCCAGAGUGGGACUACGACUUCACCAAUUUUCGGGACACCACGGCAUUUUAUCGAGGGGGUCAACGGUACUACCGUCCAUGCGGAUGGAAGAGGUACGCCAUCAAGGUGAAAGGAGUCUACGAAUCGGAUGCGUGGCUUGGCCCGCCCGGAGCACGACACGAGUCUGAUGUCGACGAAUGGCCCGUUUCUUACCAUGGAACCAGUUUCGAUAAUGCCAAGUCCAUCGCUGCCCACAGAUAUCUAGUUUCCAAGGUGAAGCGCGAUAAAUAUGGAAGAGGGAUCUACUCCACACCAGAUACCAAUAUUGCAAAGCUUUAUGCUUCCACAUUCAAUCACGAUGGCAAAACCUACCAGGCCAUGCUGCAAAACCGAAUCAACAUGAAGAAAACUCGUUUCAUCAGUCAUGAGAACUACUUCGUCACAGAAGAUGAGGAUAGCAUUCGCAUGUAUGGCAUUCUCAUUCGAGAAGUGUUGGUUCAUGAGGAAUAUUCCUCUCGUGAUUCCUGCACAUUCCUCUAA